Messenger RNA from Thermothelomyces thermophilus ATCC 42464, 1337 nucleotides. RefSeq lists its product as uncharacterized. Gene Ontology annotation, cellular component: membrane; cytoplasm. Lineage: Eukaryota; Fungi; Ascomycota; Sordariomycetes; Sordariales; Chaetomiaceae. The transcript has 4 exons. The record is from RefSeq and is a predicted model, not a curated record. The coding region runs from base 249 to 1115 and encodes 288 amino acids.
GCCUGCUUUCCAGGUCCCCACACGCGCCCCUCCUCUUCGCCCAGUCGCGACGCCCAGCAACAGGGGAGCUGUGCUUUCCCCGAUCCAAAAACCAGCCUCCCCGUCAGCUCGUUCCCGCCCGCUUGCAGACGAGGUUUUGCGACGACAGCUCAUUCCGCUCCCAGCCAACCCAGACCGCUCGAACAACUGUCUCUUCUCCAUCAAUCGCCCCGCUUAGCACUGGGUUGUGGAUUUAACCACCGCGAGCCAUGUCGGUCAAGAUCGAGCGGGACACCACCCUCAAGGAGGCAGUCAGGGAUGCCGUCCUCGACCAUACCGCCAACAAGGGCGGCCUCGUCGGCUCUGCUGCCGCUGCCAUCUCGGAGGCUGCCCAUGGCCAGCUUCCCGGCACCAGCGGCAAACAUCCCAUCUCGGCCGUUGUCGGUACCGCCCUCACCGGCGGCAGGAAGAAUGCCGGCACCAAGGGCUAUCUCGCUGCCUACCUGCAACAACUCGAGGACCACCCGCUGCGCACCAAGAUGCUCACGGCCGGAACGCUGGCCGGUGGCCAGGAGCUGCUCGCGUCGUGGCUAGCCAAGGACCGCAAUAAGCACGGCAACUACUUCACGUCGCGCGUGCCCAAGAUGGCGGCCUACGGCGCCUUCGUCAGCGCUCCGCUCGGCCACUUUCUGAUCUGGUUGCUGCAAAAGAUCUUUAGCAAACGCACCAGCCUGCGCGCAAAGAUCCUGCAGAUCCUCUUCAGCAACCUGAUUAUCGCUCCCCUCCAAAACGCCGUCUACCUCGUCGCAAUGUCCCUCAUCGCGGGCGCCAGGACGUUCCGCCAGGUCAAGGCGACAGUGCGCAGCAGCUUCUGGAAGGUGAUGCGUGUGAGCUGGAUCACGUCGCCCAUCUGCCUGGCCUUUGCGCAAAAUUUCCUGCCCGAGAACACGUGGGUGCCCUUUUUCAACCUCGUGUCCUUCGUCAUCGGCACCUACAUCAACACCAUCACCAAGAAGAAGCGCCUUGCCGCCCUGCGCAAGAAGCACUUCGGAGAGGGCCGCACCCCCGGCGGUUCCACCAUUGGCGGGCCUCGCCCGGAUGACUACCCUCCCCUCGGUCCUAACCCUCCCUACUAAAUGGGGAUAGGUGGCGGUAGUGGGCUAGGGGUUGCUGCCUGGUGCCUCUUGGCAGGUGCAGUAUGGAAUGAAUGCAUGACCACGGUGCUGCUUGACGGCCUGCUCUUCCGUUGAGGAUGCAGUGGCUUUGGAAAGGGGAAGAGAUGCCGUCAGGCAGGCCGAGAGUUUUAUGACGGAUCUUGAUGUUCUGGAGGGGGCGGCUCCUUUGCGGGAGUUUGGCGG